This is a messenger RNA of Fragaria vesca subsp. vesca, 693 nucleotides long. RefSeq lists its product as uncharacterized. Bases 1 to 693 code for a protein of 230 amino acids. The transcript has a single exon. NCBI's taxonomy places the organism in Eukaryota, Viridiplantae, Streptophyta, Magnoliopsida, Rosales, Rosaceae. The record is from RefSeq and is a predicted model, not a curated record.
AUGGCCUAUUACCCCCCUCUAGGACCUUUAUACUAUGAGCCAUGGGUGGUAGAAAUUGGUCCUCUCCAUCAUGAUAAACCAACGUGUCAUCCGGCAGAGAAGUUCAAGCUUGAACUGGCAGCAAAGUAUAUCGAAGACAGUGGCUGUCCAGAUGAAGAUUUGCAGAAGAUCAUUGAGGACAACAUCAACACACUAAGGGAGUGCUAUGAGGAGGAAGCAACAAGGUCGUACACCAACGAGGCCCUCGCAGACUUGUUAUUCUUAGAUGGGUGUUCAACCUUACAGUUCAUAUACUCUUUUAUACAUAACAUGUUGGCAGAUUUCAACUUCAAGAGGGAUCAGGCGGCUUUUGCACAUCAUGAUUUUUUCUUGCUAGAAAAUCAACUCCCUUACCGAGUCCUCAAGCUGUUGAUGUCCAGAAGUUGCAAAAGGGAAGAGUUGAAAAACGCAAUCCAUGAGUUUGUUGGAGACAUCAUCAUGGUAGCAAGAGCCAGAAGAAAACAGAAAAAAAGAACACGUCAACCAGAAGAUACAUGCAUAAAAAUAACAGAGAUUGAAGAGCCUGCUCAUCUUCUCGAUCUUCUCCGGAGAGAAAUGCUAGCCCCCCCCCAGAUGGCCACAAAAUAUAUGGAAAUCUGCGAUGGCGACAGUUCCGCAACAUACAACAGCUUACAGCAACAUGGGUCCGUUUAA